Molecule: messenger RNA, 954 nt
Organism: Castor canadensis (American beaver)
Lineage: Eukaryota; Metazoa; Chordata; Mammalia; Rodentia; Castoridae
Product: olfactory receptor 8A1
Biological process (GO): G protein-coupled receptor signaling pathway
Cellular component (GO): membrane
Molecular function (GO): olfactory receptor activity; G protein-coupled receptor activity
Source: RefSeq, a predicted model, not a curated record
ACUGUGCAAUUAGAUAGGAAAACAAUGACUAUUGGAAAUCACUCUACAGUGAGAGAAUUCAUUCUCAGAGGAUUAACUAACCGGCCAGAGCUCCAGCUCCCACUCUUCCUACUCUUUCUGGGGAUCUACCUGGUCACCAUGGUGGGGAACCUGGGCAUGAUCACCCUGAUUUGCCUAAACCCGCAGCUUCACACCCCCAUGUACUUCUUCCUCAGUAACUUGUCGUUUGUGGACCUCUGCUAUUCCUCUACCAUUACCCCUAAAAUGCUGGUCAACUUCAUGUCCCAGAAGAACAUGAUUUCCUAUGUGGGGUGCAUGUCUCAGCUCUACUUCUUCCUUGUUUUUGUCAUUGCCGAGUGUUACAUGCUCACCGUGAUGGCUUACGACCGCUAUGUGGCCAUCUGCCGCCCUUUGUUUUACAACAUCAUUAUGUCUCAUGCCCUCUGCUCCCUGCUGGUGGCUCUGGUUUAUACCAUGGGAUUAAUUGGAUCAACAAUAGAGACUGGUCUCAUGUUAAAAUUGCACUAUUGUGAGGCACUCAUCAGUCACUACUUCUGUGAUAUCCUUCCUCUCAUGAAGCGCUCCUGCUCUAGCACCUAUGACGUGGAGAUGGCCGUCUUCUUUUUAGCUGGAUUCAAUAUCAUAGUCACCAGCUUAACAGUCCUUGUUUCCUAUGCCUUCAUCUUGUCCAGCAUCCUCCUCAUCAGCUCCACUGAGGGCAGGUCCAAAGCCUUCAGCACCUGCAGCUCUCACUUUGCAGCUGUGGGGCUGUUCUAUGGAUCCACUGCCUUUAUGUACUUAAAGCCCUCCACAGCCAGUUCCCUGGCCCAGGAGAACAUAGCCUCUGUGUUCUACACCACAGUGAUCCCCAUGCUCAACCCCCUGAUCUACAGCCUGAGGAACAAGGAGGUCAAGGCUGCCCUGCGCAAGACCCUGAGGAGAAAACUCUUGUGA